Argentina anserina (silverweed cinquefoil) is the source of this 1011-nucleotide messenger RNA. RefSeq names its product endo-1,3;1,4-beta-D-glucanase-like. Lineage: Eukaryota; Viridiplantae; Streptophyta; Magnoliopsida; Rosales; Rosaceae. Bases 134 to 850 code for a protein of 238 amino acids. The transcript has 7 exons. Gene Ontology annotation, molecular function: hydrolase activity. The record is from RefSeq and is a predicted model, not a curated record.
UUUAUUCUGCUACUAGCUUAUUAGUUCCAUUUGCCAUCAUCCUCUCCUAAAAGUCUUAUACCUACAGAAGAGUUUUUGCUCUUAUUUUUCUACUUCGGUCUGAAGGAUUUAGUCUGCACUGGUCAGAGAAGCAAUGGCAGGCUCUCAGUGCUGUUCUAACCCACCAAUUAUCAACACAAGCUAUGGUUCAGGCUGUGCUGAAAAAUAUGGAGGCCUUGAUGUCUAUGCCAUGGGCUCUCCCAACUCCAAGCGCGCUAUUCUUCUUAUCUCUGAUGUUUUUGGAUAUGGAGCUCCCAACUUGAGGAAGCUUGCAGGAAGAGUUGCUGCUUCUGGAUACUUUGUUGUAGUUCCAGACUUCUUCUAUGGAGAUCUGUUUGUGUAUGACAAUAACAGGCCUCUAGCAGUCUGGUUAAAGGAUCAUGAAACGGUUAAGGGAUUUGAAGAUGCAAAAUCAGUGAUUGACACUCUUGUAGGCAAAGGUUUUUAUGCUAUUGGAGCUGCAGGCUUCUGUUGGGGUGCCAUGGUAGUCACCGAACUUGCAAAGUCUGAGUUGAUCCAAGCUGCUGUGCUGUUGCAUCCCCCAUUUACUUCUGUCGAUGAUAUUGAGAGGGUUAAAUCUCCUAUUGCUAUUCUGGGAGCUGAGAUUGACAACUACUCUCCACCGGAACUCGUGAUGAAGUUUGAGGAGAUAUUAAAUGCUAAACCCCAGGUUGAUAGCUAUGUAAAAAUCUUCCCAGAAGUUGCUCAUGGUUGGGCUGUGAGGUACGAUGUUGACGAUGAAGCAGCUACACAGCGUGCAGAGGAAGCUCAUAAUGACAUGUUGCAGUGGUUUGCUAAGCAUGUCAAGUAAAUUAUUCUCCUUCUCUUUCUGUUUCUGAUGCGAACAAUAUGGAUUCAUAUGAUUGUUGGAACUUAUAUCCAGCUAGAAGUCAUAACAUCAUACCUAAUAAUUUGAUACUCUGCAUUCAAAAGGUCAACUUAUUUUGAUUAUAGUGAAUGCGUUUGCUAGAG